CCAGACUCCAAUGUUUGCCAAGGUGCUUGAGGACAUUAUGGGUAAAACGCAUCAGAAAGACAAAAAAGAGGGUAAACAAGAGAAAUCAAGGGCUGGCAGUGAUGUACCCACUCCCCUACAAACUACCCACAGUGAGUCAUUCAACUGGGAAGAAUAUUUAAAGGAGACUUUAUCUACGCCAGCACCGCCCAGCUGUUUCAGACAGUCCAGGAUUCCUCCCACAAACGUCUUCAAAGUGGGUAUGAAACUGGAAACGUACGAUCCUCGCAACUCCACCUCUGUGUGCAUCGCCACGGUGAUGGGCCUAAUGGGAGCACGUCUGCGGCUGCGGUUGGACGGCAGCGACAGCACCAACGACUUCUGGCGGCUGGUCGACUGUUCUGAUAUUCAGCCAGUCGGCACGUGCGAGAAGAGUGGAGACAUGUUACAACCACCGCUAGGUUUCCGAAUGAACGCAUCAUCAUGGCCCAUGUUCCUAUUAAGAACGUUAAGUGGAGCAGAGAUAGCACCAGCUUCUGCAUUUAAAAAGGAGCCGCUCAAGCCACUGCAAAACCACUUCAAAGUGGGCAUGAAGUUGGAAGCAGUGGACCGGAAGAACCCGUGUCUGAUCUGCCCUGCCACCAUCGGACAGGUGCUCGGGGACGAUGUUUUCGUCACGUUUGACGGCUGGCGUGGAGCCUUCGACUACUGGUGCAAAAACUACUCCAGGGACAUCUUCCCCAUCGGCUGGUGUCAUCUGACCAACCACAGCCUCCAGCCACCUGGUACAAACUUCCCCAAGAACCCGAUUCCUCCUUCGUCCCCAUCCCGAUUGUGGCGCCGCUCCAUGCAAUCUCCGUACCAGCUCCCUCACCCCCUGCCCCCACUGCCCGUCCGGAAGGGGGUGCGGGGCCGCCGGCCCAAGAGCCAGACCAUUGCCAUGCUCAAGGCCAUCCAGAACGGCCAGACGCAGUUGCAGGACAGCACAAACAAGAGCGCCGAGCCUGAGCACCUGGAGCCCAGGCUGCACAAAAAGAGAGGACCCAAACCUGGCAGCAAGAGGAAACCAAGAGUUCUUCCUCCUCUCUCCAGCCCGUCUUUGUCCUCAUCUGUCUCAGAUGGCCGACUCUCCAGUCUACAAAUGACCAAAGACCCUGGAGUGUUAUCCACAGUGUGUGUGUACGUGAACAAGCACGGCGAGUGUGGCCCGCACCUGGACCGCAAGCUGAUGCUGCAGCUGCCGGAUCAUUUCGGGCCCGGCCCGGUGAACACUGUGCUGCAGCACGCCGUGCAGGCAUGCGUGGAUUGCGCGUACCAGCCCAAAACUCUCUUCGGCUUCCUGCAGUCGCAGUCAGACGGCGGUGAGAUCAUCAGAGUUCGCUCCGAGGGAGGGAUCCAUUACGUCAAGUUACCUCGAGCCUCAAGCGCUUCGUUCGUGCUGCGCUUCCUCGAGACACUGUGCCACCAUUUGCAGUCGGACAACCUGUUCAGCAGCCAGCCGUUCAGCCCCCUCACCGCUAACGCACACAACGCCUACGACAGGAGCAAGUCAGUGAAGGAAGAGAGCUCGGAAGCAGUAUCUAUAGUGCGAGGCAGCAGACGCUUCACAAGAGACUCCUCCUCCUCCUACAGCACUCCGACUCCUACAAACCCACCCAGAACAGACACACACCCUUCAGAAGAAACAGACCCCUCGGAAAACGGCGUCUCUGCCGAUCAGCAUUUUCCCGAGGAGCCCAUGGACACGGCGCCGUCUCGGCCUCCGGCGCCGCGCGCUACAAACGAACAUCGGAGUCCGGCUGCGAACAGUCCGCAAUACACUCCUCAACCCCCUCUGCGCCGGGUCAACUCCAACCCAUCGGAGAUGGCCACCACACGCAUGCUCAGACGAGUGGAAGCUGCCAGCUCUACCACCGGUCCAGAUCACCAGACAGCUGAGCGAGAGACGUCCAACCGAAGCCCGUCCUCGUGGAGUAUAGAGGAAGUGAUGCAGUUUGUCCGGGACGCAGACCCUCAGGCCCUCGCACCUCAUGCCGAGCUCUUCAGGAAGCACGAGAUCGACGGCAAGGCGUUAAUGCUGCUGCGAAGUGACAUGAUCAUGAAGUACAUGGGCCUGAAGCUGGGUCCUGCUCUCAAACUGUGCCACCAUAUUGAAAAACUUAAACAGGGCAAACCGUAACUGGUGGCGCUCCAGCACAGCGCAACGUCCUCCAGCAGGGGGCGCCCGAGUGCAAGUCCCCCUCGCAGUCAGAACAAACGGAUUCGCUCCAGCUCCGGUCGAGAUGUGGACCACAAUCAUAAAAACGAAGCAAACCGUUCAAGAGAGCCAUAAUCGUUUUUUAGACAGCACGGGGUCCUAAACGCCCCUCUCACUACACCAAUUCUAUACAGGAUUCAUUUUAGACGCGAAAGCGGGUGAAACUGUGCCGCUACCGACCUCAGCACCUCCUUUUGUGAGCAGGAAACAAUGCAGGAACUAUUCAGCAGCUGGACUAAGCUGAAUUCCCAAAGGAUUUUCUUUGUUCGCGUAACAGAACCACGCCGACGCCGUACUCUCUCUCUCCCAUUCAAUUUCAAUACCGAUUUCAAUAUUGCACAGAAUGUGAUGGACCAUCAUGUAUUAAUUACAAAAAUCCGUCGCACAAUUCUGAUAAAACAACCACUAAUCCAAUCGCUAUCAUAAUUUGAGCGACGUUUUUCGACCGAUAAGAAAUACAUUUAUUGCGACGUCACAACAAAAUCUUUGGCAGCUAUCCAUUUUUCCAUCAUCCAAUAUAGUAUCAAAUAUCGUAUAAAUUCCAGGGUGUUCGCACAAAUCAAUUAUACUAGAAGGAUUGCUUGUUUUUUUUGUAUUUUUAUUUAUUACUCCUCAGGAUGCCAGGUUUUUUCUAGCUAGUCAUUAAUAUGGCUUAUAAUAAUUUUUGUUUGGAUAAAUCAAAAUUGUUAAUUCUACAAUAUACACACUGUUUUAUAUACGGGUUAAAGGUUGUGAAAGACGUCUGUAGGUUCAGCUCUUAUGCAAGAGCUCUUGGUUGACCCAUGGACAUUUUUUUAAUAGCAUAUUACAUAAAAUUAAUUCAUACGUUGAUUAAGAACAAACACACGCGCAAAAAAAUCCAAGUGAUCUCUCGCUUUAUUUGUGUUGUUUGCAUAAGGUUUCAUGUUUCUGUGUUUCGAUGCUAUUUUAAUCUUAAUAAGCACAAUGCUGCUUUAAGAUAAAAAAAAAAAAAAUUUUGUAUACUUGUAUAUGCGUGGUGUUAGUUUUUUAGCGCAUCCCAUGACCUUUCUGUUCUCAGGUUCAAGUUUUGUAUACUUUUCUACAAUACAAUUAUGGUCACAUUUCUUUUAUUAUAUAUUUUGCUGGAAUAAAACUUGAAAAGAGGGUUUAUUAGACCUCAUUGAAAAGUAUAGCCAUUUCCAGUACCCCCCUUUUAAAAAAAAAUAAAAAUGUCUAAAUUA
This is a messenger RNA of Silurus meridionalis, 3438 nucleotides long. It is a transcript of the gene scml2, whose product is annotated as Scm polycomb group protein like 2. The record is from RefSeq and is a predicted model, not a curated record. The transcript is spliced from 14 exons. Gene Ontology annotation, biological process: regulation of DNA-templated transcription. Gene Ontology annotation, molecular function: protein binding. Gene Ontology annotation, cellular component: nucleus. Lineage: Eukaryota; Metazoa; Chordata; Actinopteri; Siluriformes; Siluridae. Bases 11 to 2158 code for a protein of 715 amino acids.